GUUCCUUUGCACGCGCCUCUGCCAGCUGAAGCCGCGCGAGUUAACUGUUGGCUGUAUCGUUUUCGAUUUCCGUGGUCUCACCUGACGAACCCUCGUGGAACCCCGGGAUAUCGCGAUGAAGGGCACCAUGAACGCGAAGGAGAUACGGCAGGCCUACAUCGACUUCUUCAAGAGCAAGGGUCACGAAUACGUGCACUCGAGCUCGACGAUACCCCACGAUGAUCCGACCCUGCUCUUCACGAACGCCGGAAUGAAUCAGUUCAAGCCGAUAUUCCUGGGGACGGUCGAUCCCAACAGCGACAUGGCGAAGUGGGUGCGCGUCGUCAACAGCCAGAAGUGCAUUCGAGCUGGUGGCAAGCACAACGAUCUGGACGACGUUGGCAAAGACGUUUACCAUCACACGUUCUUCGAGAUGAUGGGAAACUGGUCCUUCGGCGAUUAUUUCAAGAAAGAGAUAUGCACCUGGGCCUGGGAAUUUUUGACAGAAGUACUGAAGCUACCAGGUGACAGAUUGUAUGUCACGUACUUUGGCGGGGACGAGAAGAGCGGAUUGGCGCCGGACGACGAGUGCAAGAAUCUCUGGCUUUCGCUUGGAAUACCUGCCUCGCACGUUCUACCGGGCAGCAUGAAGGACAAUUUUUGGGAAAUGGGCGAGACUGGACCCUGCGGACCGUGCAGCGAGCUGCAUUACGAUCGUAUCGGUGGCAGGGAUGCGGCUCAUCUCGUGAACAUGGACGAUCCCGAUGUGCUGGAGAUCUGGAAUCUGGUGUUCAUUCAGUACAAUAGGGAGUCGGACGGCAGCCUCAAGUCGUUGCCGAAGAAGCACAUAGACUGCGGCUUGGGCUUGGAGCGGCUGGUGUCGGUGAUUCAAAAUAAACGCGCUAAUUACGACACCGAUCUGUUCAUGCCUCUGUUCGCCGCGAUCGAGAAGGGUACAGGUGCCCCGUCCUAUCAAGGUAAAAUAGGAGCCGACGAUGUUGACGGGAUCGAUAUGGCGUACAGAGUUCUGGCUGAUCAUGCUCGAACUAUCACAAUCGCGCUGGCGGAUGGAGGAGUGCCUGACAACACCGGUAGAGGAUACGUGCUGAGGAGAAUUUUACGGCGCGCCGUGCGCUACGCGACCGAGAAGCUAAAUGCUAAGCCGGGCUUCUUUGGGACUCUCGUAAACGUGGUGGUGGACCUUCUGGGUGAUGUUUUUCCGGAAGUGAAAAAAGAUCCGCAGAGUAUUAUCGAGGUCAUCAACGAGGAGGAGACCCAAUUCUUGAAAACUCUAUCGCGGGGUCGUAACCUGCUGAAUAGAACGAUAACGAAGCUGGAGUCGACCGACACUGUGCCAGGUGAUGUCGCGUGGCGCUUGUAUGACACUUACGGUUUCCCGAUAGAUCUCACUCAGCUGAUGACCGAGGAGAAAGGCUUGAAAAUCGACAUGGCAGGCUACGAGGAAUCUAAGAAACAGGCACAGUUAAUUUCUCAAAACAAAGCCGGCGGUGUAGAUGAUCAAAUUAACUUGGAUGUCCAUGCCAUCACCGAACUGCAGAAGCAAGGUGUUAAACCGACAGACGAUUCACCCAAAUAUAAUUAUAAGGUAACGAAUGAUGUUAAAUGUAAGGAGUACGAAUUCGCAUCGUGCACUGGCACCGUAAUCGCGCUGAGACGCGCCAAGACUUUCGUCGACGAGGUAUCUUCCGGCGAGGAAGUUGGAAUUUUACUGGACAGAACGAACUUUUACGCGGAGCAAGGAGGACAGAUAUACGACGAAGGAUUUUUAGUGAAAGUCGACGAUGAGGCUACAGAGAUUCGCGUGAAGAACGUUCAAGUCAGAGCCGGUUACGUGUUGCACAUUGGUACCGUGGGCGAGGGCACAUUGAGGAAAGGCGAUAAGGUUCACGCGAAUGUGGACACGGAACGUAGACGGUUCGUGAUGGCAAAUCACAGUGCCACGCACGCCCUGAAUUAUGCGCUUAGGAAGGUCUUGGGGACGGAAGCCGAUCAGAAAGGAUCGUUGGUUGCACCUGACAGGCUCCGCUUUGACUUUACGAAUAAAGGACCGAUGACGGAAAAACAAUUGGAAUUGACGGAAGACUUUACCGUCAAAAUGAUCAAGGAAAACAAGAAAAUUUACGCUAAAGAGAGCAACUUGGCUAUAGCGAAAGCCAUUCAGGGUUUGCGCGCGAUGUUCGAAGAGACGUAUCCCGAUCCGGUACGCGUUAUUAGUAUGGGCGUGCCAAUCGAAAACUUGGAAAAGAAUCCCUUGAGUACAGCUGCGCUUGAAACCAGCGUGGAGUUUUGCGGGGGAACGCAUUUGCAUUACACCGGCCACAUAGGUGAUUUUAUAAUAGCCAGCGAGGAUGCCAUCGCUAAAGGUAUCCGGCGUAUAGUAGCGCUCACCGGACCGGAAGCGACGAAAGCCAUAAGAACGAUGAGGAUGUUGCAGGAACGGUUAGCUCAGAUUAAAGCAACGAUCGAAGCCGACAAGUCUGGAGCGAACUCCAAGGAGCACGUGAGAAAGAUAGUGGAACUGUCGGACGAGAUAUCUCAUGCCCUCAUUUCUGCGCACAGCAAGGAUAACAUGCGCAACGCGUUGAAAGAAUUGAAGAGAUCUCUCGACGACAAGGAACGGGCGGCAAAGGCGGCCGUCGCCACCACGGUUGUAAAGACCGCACAGUCUAUAAUAGAGUCCAAAGUUGGAUGCGAAGUAUUGAUCGAGGUGCUCGAGGCCUACAGUAAUACGAAAGCUCUGGACUCGGCGCUGAAGAAAAUCCGAGCUAUAUCGCCGGAAACUAGUGCCUUGCUUAUAAGCGUCGAUCGCGACGUCAAUAAGAUAUUCGCGCUCAGUUCUGUUCCCAAAUCGGCGGUAUCCAAAGGGCUGAAGGCAAAUGAAUGGAUCCAGGCGAUCGCGUCUCUGAUGCAGGGCAAAGGAGGUGGAAAGCCCGAAUCCGCGCAGGCUUCCGGUUCAAAUAUAACAUGUUUGAACGAAGUAGUAAGCAAGGCCAAUGAGUUUGCCUACCAAAAACUUGGGAUUGCAAACCACAAUACUGCUAAAGGUGCUUGUAAGCCUUCAGAAACUAUUCAAUUACUUAACGCCGCGGGGCCUUCAUUAAACUUGGUACUUUAUGGGAAUAUCGGGAGCACUAAGUGUUGCUUGGCACAAAUAAUCGCGCAGUACAGCGGCAAACGUUUGACCGUUAAGCAAGUCGACGAUAAAAUUUAUCCUAGCGACGUAGCGUUAGAGACAGCGGAUGUUACGUUACACCAUAGCAAUGCCAUCGCGUUCUUUCUGUCGAAUUCGCAGCUACGGCGUGACGACGAUUUGUUCGCGUCCAGUCAAGUCUUGCAAUGGAUGAGCCACGUGCAAAAUCACAUCUCACCGGUGGUCAGCGGCUGUGCGCUUCUGUCGCUCGGCGUUUCCGUACCGGAUGCGAAAGCAGAGGAGAAUAGAACGGUGAAAGUGGCGGAUCUUCUUCACGUUCUGAGAGGCCUGGACGACGUAUUACGUACGAGGACGUACUUGAUAGGGGAGAGGAUCACGCUCGCGGAUAUAUCCCUUUUCACCGCACUGCUGCCUCUAUACGAAUAUGUAUUUGAUUACAGAAAGAAACGCACGAACAGAAAGCAACAUGGCUUUAAUAUAUCUUACAAAAAGCGAUAUACGAAUUUGAACAGGUGGUUUUCGACGAUUCUGAAUCAGCCGCAGGUGAAAUGUGUCGUGGAGAAUUUUGCAUUUUCCUCAUAAGUUACGCGCUUGUUAACCGCCAUUGCGAGGACUCAAGGACAUAAGGGACUCUUUAUACACAUUUUUAUGGAUUUAUUUACGGAUUUAUUAU
Molecule: messenger RNA, 3824 nt
Organism: Wasmannia auropunctata (little fire ant)
Lineage: Eukaryota; Metazoa; Arthropoda; Insecta; Hymenoptera; Formicidae
Gene: AlaRS
Product: alanine--tRNA ligase, cytoplasmic
Exons: 15
Coding region: 116-3733 (1205 amino acids)
Biological process (GO): tRNA modification; alanyl-tRNA aminoacylation
Cellular component (GO): mitochondrion; cytoplasm
Molecular function (GO): alanine-tRNA ligase activity; amino acid binding; nucleic acid binding
Source: RefSeq, a predicted model, not a curated record